Molecule: messenger RNA, 5886 nt
Organism: Hypoxylon fragiforme
Lineage: Eukaryota; Fungi; Ascomycota; Sordariomycetes; Xylariales; Hypoxylaceae
Exons: 7
Coding region: 527-5674 (1715 amino acids)
Biological process (GO): histone catabolic process
Cellular component (GO): Lid2 complex
Molecular function (GO): ubiquitin-protein transferase activity; chromatin binding
Source: RefSeq, a predicted model, not a curated record
UCUGUCCCGCCGCCUCAAAGCUCCCCGGUCUAUCUUGGCUUGCUUUACAUAAACCUUCACUUCUAUUCCUACCAACUUGUACAUCUUCCCGUCCCACAUCACCGUCACGUCUCCCACCUUUUUUUCCCCUACUCACACUCUCUCACACACCCUUCACUUUCAUUCUUCAUUAUCCACUUUCAUCCCCGGCGAUAUAUCGCAUGUAUUUUUGUUUCUUAUUGGUCUCAUUCUUUUCUCAUGCAACUAUUUUCCGCAUCUGACUCGCCAGCUAGGCAUAAGAUCAUUAUUCACUUACCAACUUUUCCACCUCUCUCUCAUGAUCUCUCUCGACUAGUCCAUUGUAGGACAUAAUUCGCAACUGCUCCUUUCUGAAACAUUCUUGUCUUGGUGUUCUUCGCGCAAGAUUUGCACCUGCAUUGGCAAUUUCAUGGAUGCAGUUUUGCACUGUCUGCCUUGAUUAGUUCGCCGUCAACUUUUCGGCGUUCCUCCGUGUCACAUUGGAUGCGCCGCCUUUUAAUCGCCCACCAUGGCGCAGAAGUCGAGCGACCCCGAUGAUCAGCCAAAUCCUUCGUCAUCUGCAAAUAAGGACCUCCCAGAUUCCGGCAUCGUGCAGACUAAGUUUACGUCUCACACGCCCACAUCAGCGCCCACAACCCAACCAUCAAAACCUACUAACCUUAAGGUUUCUGGAGAAAAUGCUGCUGCCACUUCACAGCCCAUGACCAAGUCAACUUCGUCGGGAUCAAACCCGUCUUCCAAGGAGGCCAUGGCUGGCCCAUCCCCUUAUGGCACGCGUUCUCGCAAUCGGGGACAAGCGCGACCAAAUUACGCGGAAGACAAAGACGUGGACGUGGAAAUGUACGAUGCAUAUCCUGAAAAGAAAGAGGAUGAACCAAAGAAAUCAUCGCGACAGAGUAUUGCAUCAACUAAUGGCUCCGGUGAUGUAUUGAAAAGUACCACUUCAACCUCCCGCAAAGGUGCAGCACCAGAUGAUGGCAAGGCUGGUGCUGGAUUGCACGCGACAGUGAAGGAUCCGCACCCAGCAACCCACACCAAUUUGAAUAUUCCACCCCCUGCAGUGACUACUAGCUCUUCCAAGAAACGGAAAGCGCCAGCGCAAUCAACUACAAGCAAUGCGAAUAGCCAUGCUAGCACGCCAGCGCCCAGUAGCACUACGACGACGACAAGACGAAGUAUUGCUAAUGCAACAGCUACUAACAAUACCAAUGCCAACACUCACACUGCUGCCACUAAUACUUCAACUUCAACUGCUAUCGCCGCUACCACUACCCCUGCUGUUAUUACUACCAAUACCACACAGGUUAGAGCGGGAUACAAAGUAACAAACAUGCUUUCCUUCGAGAGAACCGGCGCGAUACCAAAAGAUGGGAAGCUGGUUGCGGAUGAUGGUACAGUAUUACAAGCAAACGAUCAUAUAUAUCUUGUCUGCGAACCACCAGGAGAACCAUACUAUCUAGGACGGAUCAUGGAAUUCCUUCACGUGCAAAAUGACGUUACAAAGGCCGUAGAGGCAUUGCGACUCAAUUGGUACUACCGGCCAAAAGAAGUGGGCAAAAAGGUCAAUGACACGAGACUGGUCUUUGCCACCAUGCACUCGGACAUUAGCCCGCUAACCUCAGUGCGCGGCAAGUGCCAAAUCCGCCACAAAGCCGAAAUCGAUAACAUGGAAGCUUAUCGGAAAACACCUGAUUGUUUCUGGUAUGAAAAACUGUAUGAUCGUUACAUACAGAAACAUUACGAUGUAAUUCCAUGUUUUCAAAUCGUCAAUGUGCCAGAAAAGGUGAAGAAAGUAUUGGACGAGAGAUGGAAGUAUAUCUUGGUAGAACAAGGUCGAGCCAAGGAAUUUACAAGUGCCGUCAAGUUAUGUAAAAGAUGCAGCGGCUAUUGCGCAAGCAAUGAUUCUGUUGAUUGUGCCCAUUGCCAACAGACAUAUCAUAUGAACUGUGUUAGACCACCACUAUUAAAGAAACCAUCACGUGGUUUUGCUUGGUCUUGUGCUGCAUGCAGUCGCGCUCAGGAGAGAAAGCUUGAAGCUCGUCACACUCCCAGUUUAUUGGAUCCCCAUAGAGAAGAAGAGGAAGAAGCUUGGGAAGAUGAAGAUGAUGUUAUUGAUACUAACCACACAACUCCUACCAAUGGUAUUGAUGACUCGCACCAACCUGCUACGCCAGAGCAAAUGUACCACGCCAGUCUGUGGCCUUAUCGAUAUCUAGGUCAGCACUGCAAACCGGAAGAUGCAUUGGACUAUGACGACCGCAUAUACCCUCGAGCCGGUUCACGUUUGGGACCCAAGCAUCAAGCAAACGUUCUUCCUUGGCCUGGCCGCCCAGUCAAACUAGUGAAACCCCUGGAGAUCAAAAAGGUUGGCAAGAAAGAUAGCAAGCAAGCGAAGGAGGCCCUUGCCGCUCUUGAAGCAGAAAAAGCCGCCCGAGAGAAACGCCCGAGGUGGAUUCAGGAUGAGCCUGCAGGAUAUGUUGCUAGGGGUGAAGAUUUCGAUAAUGAUGACCCAAACAAUACAGCCCAAUUGCUGUGGAAGCCCCUGGAUAUGGCUGGUGCAUCAAUCUCAGAACCCCAGCUUGAUGACUAUAUGGCUACCUGCAAAGCCAAACUCGUCCCUGCUUUCAAUCUUCCAAAGGAAUCUACGAAUCUCCGAGAUGUAGCCAUCAAUACUCUGUUCAAAAACGAUUACGAUAUAAGCAAGGCCUCAAAAGCCGUGCUCAAAGUUGACAAGGCUGCCUUCAAAGAACCAGAGCUUACUGCUAACGAGCUUAAGAAAUUUGAGGAGGGAAUAACCAAAUUUGGCUCGGAGCUCUACUUGACUACGAAGCAUGUCAAGACCGUCAAGCACUCUACUAUUGUCCGUUUCUACUAUACUUGGAAGAAAUCUGAUCGAGGGAAACAAAUAUGGGGUAACCAUUCUGGUCGAAAGGGAAAGAAGGAAGCAAAGAAAGCCGAGAUAACGGCCAAUAAGCUUCAAGACGACGUUGCUGAUGGCCAGGACGAUUCGGCAUUUGACACCGAUAAAGCUCUCAAGUUGAAGCGUCAUUUCGUGUGCAAGUUCUGUUCCACCAAAACUUCACGACAGUGGCGACGCGCCCCCAACAGCGCAUCCAAUCCAAUAACUGAGGGAAGUGGCAAGCAUUCCAACAAGGACAAAGGGAUACAGUAUGUAGGAGCAUUGUGCAGACGCUGUGCAGAGUUAUGGCGACGCUAUGCUAUACAGUGGGAAGAUAUCGAGGAUCUCGCGAAGAAGGUUGCAGCGGCCGGUGGUCGUUCAUGGAAGCGAAGGGUCGACGAAGAAUUGCUUAAGGAGCUUCAUGCGGCGAAUGAGAUGAUGAAUCAGACCAAUUACAAUGCACCGACCAGAUCCACACCAGCAGCUCAAGCUCCUGCAGCGGCAUCUUCUGCGCCCUCCAACGGUACCGAACCACCACCGCGCAAGAAGCUCAAGACCAUUGCAGAUAAAGAGGCAGAGGCUCACGCUUUGGAAUCCAGCGCGCCUCCUGCCCCCACUCAGCACAAGAAAAAGGAGAAGGCGGUGGUGGAAAAGCCUGCACCACCCCCGGCACCAGAAUUUCCGAAGCCUCGCGUCCUCCCCUGCGCUAUAUGCAACCAGAUGGCCCCUACAGGAGACCAGGCUCAUCUAUGUUGCAAGGAGUGUCGGCUUACCGUUCACCGAAAGUGCUACGGUGUCAUUGAGAACCGCCUACCUGGGAAAUGGACUUGUGACAUGUGUCUCAAUGACAAAAAUCCUCAAGUCUCUAUCGAUUACAAAUGCGUCCUGUGCCCUGUGGAGUUUACGGAACACGAUUUCGUAGAGCCUCCGAAGAAUACGCACAAGAAGAAGACGGAGAAGGAAAAAGAAAAAGAACGUCAGGAGCGCGAGCUUGCUCAAAAGGCUGCAGACCAUUAUCGGAAGAAGCAAGAAGAGAUGAACCGGCCAGUGAAUCCGAGGGAGCCCUUGAAGAGAACGGCAGACAACAAUUGGGUUCAUGUUACUUGUGCCGUGUGGAUGCCUGAAGUCAAGUUCGGUAAUGCCCUUGCUCUAGGUCCUGCAGAAGGUAUCCCGUCCGUACCACGGAGCAGAUACGACGAGACCUGCAAGGUAUGCAAGCGGAAAGACGGUGCAUGUGUAAACUGCCUUCACUGCCGUGCCCCUGUUCAUGUAGAGUGCGCCCAUCAGAAUGGUUACCUGCUUGGUUUCGAAAUCACCCCCGUCAAAGGUUCUCGACGGGACCAGCAUAACAUUGUGGCGAUUGGAGCGGACAGUGGGAUAAUGGCUGCUGCUGUCUGGUGCAAGGAACACAUACCCCAGAAAGGCGUGGUUCACCGAAUGCAAGAUCCAGUCCCCCAAACCGACGGUCAAGGCAAAGAUGCCCCAGUCCUCAACGCCCUACAACUCUACGUGCAAAACUACAAGCAGGCAGACCUUGCACUCACAGGCAAUGUCCGUAAGGCGAAUCUAGUCAAUAUUGCUACGAAGACGACCACGGCAGGCCAAACCAAUCUAAACCGAAGGCAGUCGACUGCCGCGGUCGCCAACUCGGCGCCAACAGGUCAGAGACAAUCCUCAAUCGACAGUGCCACCGAUAUGCCCUUGGCCACCUAUCAAUGCGGUGAAAAGGUUUGCAUUACCUGUGGGAUAGAUGUUAGCCCGAGGUGGUGGCCUGCCGGUGAGGAAUUAGAGAAAAGGUUCAGCAACUUACCUCCCCAUGUGAGCUGCGAGGUAUCAAAAUUUGUUGCGCAGAGGACUUUUCAGUGCCACAAAUGUAAGAAGGCCAAAAAGGAGUUUCCACCUUACACUCCCUCGUCCAUGGAGGCACUCGGAACUGGGCCUGAGACCAAGGAACCCUCCAGAACUCCGGCUCCUAACCCUAGCCCGAUCACGAAUCAUGCACCCAACUUGACGCACACGGUGAAUAGGAUGGCGGAUCUAGGAAACCCAUGGACACCUCGAGCUCCGGCAGUGCAGCCUGCAUCUUCGGCUCCAUCUUCCAUCGCUCCACCACCGUUGCACCCCCCAACGGUAGGGGCCCCUCCGCCGUUACCACUUACUGCGCCCUUAACGGUAACGAGCCCAAUGGCUGCCCCAACCGGAACAGGUGUGCCUCUUCAUCACUACCCACCUGCUGCGCCGUCUUAUGGAGACUGGCAUCGCAGCCCUCCGCCAUCUAUUCAUCAGAUGAAUGGUGGUUCUGGUGCACCAAGCCCCAUCCACCAUAAUCACCUCCGUGAACUCCGACCUCCGCCGAUAGCCCAGAUGUCUCACCACCAAGGACCACCACUUCAGCACGGGCUUGGUCAACCUAUCCCUAACGGGAUUCCCUCUUCCCCACCUCGAAGGAGCCAUGCUUCGGUUGGGAAUGGCACGUCACCGUACAUGCCACCUUACCACUCAGCGCAUAACCCACUCCAUGGGCUUACGAAUGGCAGUAGCCCCCCAGCGCGAGCCUCAGAGCAUUCCUUUUCACAAGGCUUACUCGGAUCUCGCUCGCCAUUCCUCAACACACUCGGAAGUCCCCCUAUGUCUCGAGAUGGGAUCUCGAUGAGUCGUGAACCCAGCCUAAAUAAUAACAUGCCUUCACGAUCCAGUGACAGUCGGCCUGCAAGUGGCGCCAGCGCUAAUGCGUCGCUGCGAAAUCUUCUAUCGUGAGGUGGUUGAUAAGAGUUUCUGUAGUUGGGACUUAUUCGCAUAGCAACUUGUUUUUUUCUUCGCAGGCUCGGCGUUGCACAGGUUAAUUGAUAACGAUAUGUUUUAAUUAAAGGGGUUGUUACCCCUUUUCCCUUCAGCUGUGCCUCAUUCACUCUUUACUACAUACAUAGGAGAUACUAAUACUACAGGUAAACUCCAUGGCAGCAUGACUC